Molecule: messenger RNA, 1275 nt
Organism: Gossypium raimondii (Peruvian cotton)
Lineage: Eukaryota; Viridiplantae; Streptophyta; Magnoliopsida; Malvales; Malvaceae
Product: putative serine/threonine-protein kinase
Exons: 1
Coding region: 1-1101 (366 amino acids)
Biological process (GO): protein phosphorylation
Molecular function (GO): protein kinase activity; ATP binding
Source: RefSeq, a predicted model, not a curated record
AUGGAUCUAGCUCCUGCUUUAAUUGUUGCAGCAAUUUUCAGCUUCUUUUCAGUAUCUUUAAUCUUAGCUUGCAUCUUCCUAAUCUGCAGAUCCACCAAAAAACCCGCUCCCCCUAAUCCUCCUCAAACCCGUUCCUUAAACCGAACCCGACCGACCCCUAACCCUGCCACUCUCACCGCAUGCGACAGCGCCGCUUUCGAUCCAUCUCUCACCCGUAUCGACAUGGCGGAACUCUCUGCCGCCACCAAGAACUUCUCCUCUGAUCUCAUCAUCGGCGACGGCAGCUUUGGCUACGUUUACAAAGCUACUCUGUCCAACGGAGUCACCGUGGCUAUUAAGAAGCUCGACCCCAAUGCUUUUCAAGGCCUCCGAGAGUUCCGAGCUGAGAUGGAAACGCUAGGUAAGCUUCGCCACCCAAACAUCGUUAAGAUCCUAGGGUUUUGCUCCUCGGGUCUCGAUCGGAUUUUGAUUUAUGAGUUCAUUGAGAGAGGGAGUCUGGACCAAUUGAUUUACGGUGAAGAUCAAGAAAACCCGGACGGCAGGUUUCUAUGUUGGUAUACGAGGAAGAAGAUAGUUCGUGGGAUAGCUAAUGGUCUGGCUUAUUUGCAUGGACUGGAUACACCCAUCAUCCAUAGAGAUAUUAAGGCCAGCAAUGUGUUGUUAGAUCGGGAUUUCGAAGCCCAUAUUUCUGAUUUUGGUCUGGCUCGGCAAAUCGAGGAGUCCCAAACACACGUAUCCACGCAGGUGGCCGGGACAAUGGGCUACAUGCCGCCGGAGUACCGUGAAGGGAACACGGCGGCGACGGUUGUGGCAGAUGUUUAUAGCUUUGGAGUAUUGAUGAUCGAGAUAGCCACCCAAAACCGCCCCAAUUGGCCGGUGAGGUUUGAGGGGAAAGUUAUAGGACUAGUAGAGUGGGCUCGACGAAUGGUAGCUCAAAAUCGAGAAAUAGAAAUGGUAUAUCAAAAGAUUCCGAGGGAUGCGUUAAUUGAAGAAGAGGUUAAGGAGUAUUUUCGAAUUGCGUGUAUGUGUAGCAGUGAAGGAUCGAAAGAAAGGCCCGCAAUGAUACAAGUUGUAGAGCUUUUGAAUCAAAUUUCGACUUGAAUUUUGCGUUAGGAAAUUUUCUUCUUCCCUUUUAUAAGAAUGUUGUAUUAUUUUGUUCAUGAUUCUAUCUCUAAUUGGGGAUAGGAUCAUGUGAAUUAUGUAAAUAGCUUAUCAUCAUUUUGGCUAAUAAUCAAACUUCCAUUAAUAAUGUUGAUGAGAAUACAUUUUCUCCAA